AUGUCAGAGAACCAGACCAACCGGCCGCAUCGCGCCACCAAGGAGAAGAAGGCCGCACAUACUGGCGAUCGCAAUCCGAAAGCCUUUGCCUUUUCACGUCCUGGAAAAUUGCAGAAGCAGGCCGCUCGUUCUCACGAUAAGCGCUUGCACGUUCCCCUGGUGGAUCGCCUUCCCGAAGAGGCCCCUCCUAUUGUCGUCGGUGUCGUUGGUCCUCCUGGAGUAGGCAAGACGACUCUCAUCAAAUCUCUCGUCCGCAGAUACACCAAGCAGCCCAUUACUCAGCCCGUCGGUCCUAUCACCGUCGUCACAUCAAAGAGGAGGAGACUCACAUUUAUGGAAUGUCCGGCCGACUCUCUGGCUGCCAUGAUGGACGUGGCCAAGGUUGUCGACAUUGUGCUGCUCAUGAUUGAUGGCAACUACGGCUUCGAAAUGGAGACAAUGGAGUUCUUGAACGUUCUCUCUUCCAGUGGUAUGCCCGGUAACGUCUUUGGUAUCCUGACCCAUCUCGACCUUUUCCGCAAGCAGGAGGCCCUCAAAGCACAGAAGAAGCGCCUGAAGCACCGUUUCUGGAGCGAACUCUACUCUGGUGCAAAACUCUUCUAUCUGUCUGGUGUCGUCAAUGGCAGAUAUCCUGAUCGCGAAGUCCUCAACCUCUCACGUUUCCUUUCGGUCAUGAAGAACCCUCGUCCCCUCGUCUGGCGCAACAGUCAUCCCUACGCCCUGGCCGACCGCUUCCUCGACAUCACUCCACCUACCAAAAUCGAGGAAGACGCCAAAUGCGAUCGCACUGUCGCCUUGUACGGCUACCUUCGUGGCACCAACUUCCCAGCCAACGGCGCCCGAGUCCACGUGCCUGGUGUCGGCGAUCUCAGCGUCUCCAACAUCGAAGCCCUUCCUGACCCGUGUCCCACGCCAUAUCUGGAUCAAGCAAUUGCGAAAGCUACAGGCAAAUCUGGCAGAAGAAGACUGGGAGAAAAACAAAAGCUUAUCUACGCCCCCAUGUCUGAUGUUGGUGGUGUGCUUGUGGAUAAAGACGCCGUCUACGUGGAUAUCAAGAGUCAGACUUUUGACCCCGAGGAUGAUGAGCAAGAGCGAGGAUUGGGCGAACAGAUGGUCGUUGGUCUACAAGGUGGUCGCAAGCUGCUUGGCCAAACCGAGGGAGGUCUGCAGCUCUUCGGCGACGGCGAGAAGUUGACUGGCGAAGAUCUCGGUCGCAAGUCUGCUCGUGUACUGUCACGAAGAAUCGACGACGACGAAGCAAGCCCAGAGGAUGAAGGUUUCGAGAGCGGCGAUGACGAAGACGAAGAGUUCCAGAGCGGAGACUCCGAUGUCGACGAGGACGCUGACGAAGAUAUGCUUGUUCCUACCCCGAAGCGCAGGGAGGCCAGUCCUGAUGCCAUCGGCGAGGAGAUUGCCUUUGCCGACAGUGAUUCUGAUCUAGGCUCCAUGUCUGAAGCCGAAGACGUCAGCGACCCAGAGGACUACGACGAAGACGCCGAGUACAGCGAGGACGAAGACGGUAACCUUCGCUGGAAGAAGAACAUGACCGAGCGCGCCGCUGCUCUCCACCAGCGCAAGAUGCCCUAUCGCACCGUCGAGCUCGCUCGUCUUUUGUACAAUGACAUGCUAUCGACAGCCCAGGUCUUGCGCCAAUGGCGUGGUGAAGACGACGAGGAAGAAGAUAUCGAAGACGAGGAAGAGGAGGACUUGUUCGAGAAGAAGAAACCUACUGAGGCCGAAGUUGCCCUCGACCGUCAUAUCCCCGUGUACAACAGAGCUGAGCUUGAGGAAAAAUGGACCGAUGAGGAGAACCUCGAAGCCAUCCGCUCGCGAUUCGCAUCAGGGCACAUGCUCAACGGAGGUGACGACGAAGACGGAUCCGAAGCGGAGUUCAAUGGCAUCGAAGAUGAUGAGGAUGAGGGUGACGGUGCUUUCGAGGAUCUGGAAACCGGAGAAGUCCACGGCGCUGAAGAUGAGGCUCAGGCCAACGGCGCUGACGGCGAGGAAGAACCAGAUUUGGAUGCCGAACGUGAGCGCAACGCCCGAAGAAAGGAAGAGCUCAAGCUUCGCUUCGAAGAAGAAGAUAAGGAAGGAUUCGCAAACGACAAAGGCAAUGCCAAACGCGAGAGUGGCGAGGACGAGUUCGGCGAGGACGACUGGUACGAUGCACAAAAGGCCCUCAUCCAGAAACAGCUCGACAUCAACCGCGCCGAAUUCGAUGCCCUGGACGAGCAAUCACGAGUCAGGGUUGAAGGCCACAAAGCAGGAACCUAUGCCCGUAUCGUGCUGGAAAACGUGCCUUGCGAGUUUGUCGAAAAGUUCAACCCUCGAUUCCCUGUUCUCAUCGGUGGUCUGGCACCGACAGAAGACCGCUUCGGUUACGUUCAAAUCCGCAUCAAGCGUCACAGAUGGCACAAGAAGAUUCUCAAGACGAACGAUCCUCUUAUCUUCUCCCUUGGCUGGAGACGUUUCCAGAGUAUGCCCAUGUACAGCAUCUCAGACUCGCGAACUAGGAACCGUAUGCUCAAGUACACGCCCGAGCACAUGCAUUGUUUCGGAACCUUCUAUGGCCCUCUCAUCGCACCCAACACUGGUUUCUGCUGCGUCCAGUCCUUCUCCAACAAGAAUCCUGGUUUCCGAAUCGCUGCCACUGGUGUUGUUUUGAACGUCGACGAAUCCACCGAGAUUGUAAAGAAGCUCAAAUUGACCGGCCACCCCUACAAGAUUUUCAAAAACACGGCUUUCAUCAAAGACAUGUUCAGCACCUCGCUCGAAAUCGCAAAAUUCGAAGGCGCCAGUGUACGCACCGUCUCCGGUAUCCGCGGUCAGAUCAANAAGGCACUUUCAAAACCUGAAGGCAACUUCCGCGCUACCUUUGAAGACAAAAUCUUGAUGUCUGAUAUUGUUUUCUUGAGAGCUUGGUAUCCGGUAAAACCUCACCGAUACUAUAACCCUGUUACCAAUUUGCUGGAUGCGGACACAAACAGCGAAGGAUGGCAAGGCAUGCGUCUCACGGGCCAAGUGCGCCACGCUCUCGACAUCGCAACCCCCAAAGACAAAAACUCUGCCUAUCGCACCAUCGAGCGUCAAGAACGUCACUUUAACCCUCUACGCGUACCUCGCAAGGUCGCCGCCGAGCUGCCCUACAAAUCCCAAAUCGUGACUAUGAAGCCACAGAAGAAGGAGACGUACAUGCAGAAACGCGCGGUUGUGGCCGGCAAAGACGAAAAAGAGGCCAGAAGACUGCUGCAGCAAGUUCAAACGCUCAGGAACGAAAAGGUUGCAAAGCGCAGAGCUAAGCAAGAAGAGCGCAAGCAACCUUACCGUGCCAAGGUGGCUGAGAACAUUGAAAAGAGAGCAGAGAGAGAAAAGAGGGAGAAGGAAGAGUAUUGGCGCAGAGAAGGUAAGAAGAGAAAGGGGUGGAAUGAUGGUGAGGGUGGUGGUGGUGGUAAGAGAAGAAAGGGUUGA
Aureobasidium vineae is the source of this 3468-nucleotide messenger RNA. Lineage: Eukaryota; Fungi; Ascomycota; Dothideomycetes; Dothideales; Saccotheciaceae. The record is from the annotation of a GenBank genome assembly.